CCUCUAUCUACACCAACACUCUUCGAGGAACCCCGAUAGAUCAAUAGCAAUCAUGUCGGACGGAGAAGACGAUACCAAGUCCCAGGUUUCCGCGGCCGCCGAGGUCGAAGUCAGCGCCGAUGCGUCGGCCGGCAAGGGCCAGAUGUCCGUCCUUGAGGCUCUCAAAGGCGUGCUGAAGCUCGCGCUCAUCCACGACGGACUUGCCCGCGGUCUGCGCGAGGCCUCCAAGGCCCUCGACCGCCGCCAGGCUCACAUGUGCGUCCUCAACGAGGCUUGCGAGGAGGAGGCCUACAAGAAGCUCGUUGUUGCGCUCUGCUCUGAGCACAAGAUCCCUCUCAUCAAGGUCCCUGAUGGCAAGCAGCUCGGCGAGUGGGCUGGUCUUUGCCAGAUUGACCGUGAGGGUAACCCCCGCAAGGUCGUCAACUGCUCUUGCGUUGUCGUCAAGGACUGGGGUGAGGAGUCGCAGGAGCGCUCCAUCCUCCUCAACUACUUCCAGACCGAGCAGUAAGCGUGUCGCACUGCUAGUGUGUAAACGCUCUACAACACCCCGCUAUAUCAACG
This is a messenger RNA of Macroventuria anomochaeta, 561 nucleotides long. RefSeq names its product 40S ribosomal protein-like protein S12. Lineage: Eukaryota; Fungi; Ascomycota; Dothideomycetes; Pleosporales; Didymellaceae. Gene Ontology annotation, cellular component: cytosolic small ribosomal subunit; ribosome. Gene Ontology annotation, biological process: translation. The transcript is spliced from 3 exons. Bases 53 to 508 code for a protein of 151 amino acids. Gene Ontology annotation, molecular function: structural constituent of ribosome. The record is from RefSeq and is a predicted model, not a curated record.